Raphanus sativus (radish) is the source of this 1104-nucleotide messenger RNA. Its product is annotated as 50S ribosomal protein L21, mitochondrial. Bases 100 to 894 code for a protein of 264 amino acids. The transcript has 5 exons. Gene Ontology annotation, biological process: translation. Gene Ontology annotation, molecular function: RNA binding; structural constituent of ribosome. Gene Ontology annotation, cellular component: ribosome. Lineage: Eukaryota; Viridiplantae; Streptophyta; Magnoliopsida; Brassicales; Brassicaceae. The record is from RefSeq and is a predicted model, not a curated record.
CUUUCAAGUGAAGUGAACAACAAAACGACGACAAAAAAAAGAAACACUCUCAGUCUCUGUAAACCCUAAACGACCCUAAACCCAAUUCGUGCUUUUCCGAUGGCGAGCCUUCGAUGCCUUCGCGAGCUACGCCGCCGCGCCACGACGGUCCUCUCGAUCAACCAGACGCGAUUGAUCUCUUCACAUCCGAGCUUAGAGCCUUUUUGUACCAUCAUUUCUCAUGCGACCCCAAUUCCGAAUCGAUCUCUCACUAGAGAUCUCCCAUGGUACACUCGUUCCCAAGGUCGCCUCUUGUCUUCGAAAACAAACGAUACUGAUGAAAGCAGCGGAGGAGAAGAUGAUGACGACGAUGAUGAGGAGGAGUACGAGGAUUCGGCGGAGAUGGAAGUAGAAAGGGAGUAUUCACCGGCGGAGAAAGUGGAAGCCGCGGCGGAGAUAGGGUACAAGGUGAUGGGUCCUCUCAAACCUUCGGAGAGACUAUUCAAACCCUAUGAACCAGUGUUCGCGGUUGUUCAGAUUGGCUCGCAUCAGUUCAAAGUAAGCAACGGAGACUCUAUUUUCACGGAGAAGUUGAAGUUCUGUGACAUCAAUGAUAAGUUGGUACUGACUAAGGUGCUUCUACUGGGCUCGGCAAGCCAGACGAUUAUUGGUAGGCCUAUCUUGCCUGAUGCUACUGUUCAUGCUGUUGUGGAAGAACAUGCAUUGGAUGAAAAAGUGCUAAUUUUCAAAAAGAAACGAAGGAAGAAUUAUAGGAGAACCACAGGACAUCGACAGGAAUUGACAAAGUUGAGAAUAACCGAUAUACAAGGAAUUGAGAAACCAGAGACGCCCAUUGUCCAUAAGCCUUCCAAGCCAGCUGAUACAGAGCAACCAGAGCCCGAGCUAGUUGGUUAGAGAGAAGAAUCGCUUCUUUUUUUUCUUUUGUUGCUGAUGCCAAUACUUCGAAUUAAGUUCAUCAAACAGUUGCCGAUUUGGGCUUCACCUUUUCUGAAGUUUUUUACAACUAGUAGCUGAAAAGGCUUUCUUUGUAGUUAAUGGCAAUGUUGAUACUAAGAUAUGAACUUGAGUACCUUUAGGCUAUAUAGUUCACCCUCUUAUGUUUGA